Messenger RNA from Anastrepha ludens (Mexican fruit fly), 659 nucleotides. It is a transcript of the gene RpS11, whose product is annotated as 40S ribosomal protein S11. NCBI's taxonomy places the organism in Eukaryota, Metazoa, Arthropoda, Insecta, Diptera, Tephritidae. The record is from RefSeq and is a predicted model, not a curated record. Gene Ontology annotation, biological process: translation. The transcript is spliced from 5 exons. Gene Ontology annotation, cellular component: ribosome; cytosolic small ribosomal subunit. Bases 16 to 606 code for a protein of 196 amino acids. Gene Ontology annotation, molecular function: structural constituent of ribosome.
UUCUUUUCCACCAAGAUGGCUGAUCAGCAAACUGAGCGAUCCUUUAGCAAGCAGUUUUCUAUACCGGUGAUACGAAGGAAAUCACCAAAUGUGAAAAGAAGGCUUCGUAUGUACCGCAAUAUAGGCCUAGGAUUUCGAACGCCUGCCGAGAACGAAAGAGCGUUCCAAAAACAAUUUGGCAUCAACCUUAACAGAAAACUUAAGCCUGGAGUGACAAAGAAGAAAACUCUUCGUCGCUACCGUGACAUCGGCUUAGGUUUUAAAACACCCCGUGAAGCUAUUGAUGGUACUUACAUCGACAAAAAGUGCCCAUUCACGGGUAAUGUACGGAUUCGUGGUCGUAUUUUGACUGGCGCCGUGCGUAAAUGUAAAAUGCAGCGUACCAUCGUCAUUCGUCGUGAUUACUUACAUUUUGUUCGCAAAUACAGCCGUUUUGAAAAGCGGCACAGGAAUAUGAGCGUACAUUGCUCACCAUGCUUCAGAGAUGUCGAAAUCGGUGAUAUUGUUACAGUCGGUGAGUGUCGUCCACUUUCUAAGACUGUACGUUUCAACGUCCUCAAAGUUAGCAAAGGACAGGGGUCUAAAAAGAGUUUUAAAAAGUUUUAAGUUUAAAUAUUUUUAACUUGAUGCUUUUCAAAUAAAUAAGAAAAAAAUUUAAA